UUGAGCUGCUGUAACGAGGGAAUUUAGUUUAUCUCAUCUUAUCUUAUCUUCUUACAUUUAUUGGCCGACAGGUGGCGCUAUAUUAUUACAUUAAAUGCUGAUACUAACGCUCCCUUUGCAUGCUAUUGCAAAUUUUUUGUCUGAAUUAUUUGUCUAUCCUUUUAUUAAGCUAAAGGGCUGAGUUAGCUCCUUGCAUGAUUUUGUGAUGUCUGAUGAUUAACUUUUUUGGUAAACAAUGCUUAGUGAUUAUUCUGAUACUGAUUAAUUAAAGAUACUUAUUAAUCAAAUAACAUUAAUUGAUUGAAAGCGUGGUUAUUAAUACGAAUUGAUCAAUGCUGAGUGUGCUGUGUAUCUUAAAUAACUAACUAUAAUAAUAAUAAUAAUAAUAAUAAUAUGAUGUUGUUGUUGUAUUUCCGGAAGCAGCGAAGCACCAAACCCUCACGCGCAAAACUAAAGUCCAAACGGCUCGUGCAUUUCCCUUUAAAUAGGGUUGCGCCAUCUGACUGCGUAGGUGAUGUAAACAACCCUAAAGAACUGUUGAUUAUCCAUUGUUUAAGAGUUCCCACCCAACUGUGAUUACGUUAUCAUUUCACAUCACUAGUAGUCGUGUCAGAACGAUUCUUUAAUAUAAAUGCUAUUAAUUUCAUUCGCGUAUCAUUUGUUUUGGUUGGCGUCCUCCCCCGUGCGUGAGCGAAGAAUGGUACGCCCAGCCCCAUCUGUUCUCCUUGUUGUGAAAUCGUGAUUGAAACAGAUUGUAGUAUGUCCACUGGGUCGCGAUGGCAACGGAGCAAGUUUUGCUGUUCAGUUAAAAAAAAAGUCAUAUGGCAAAAGGAAAGAAGAAGAGACGACAGGAGAGGAAGUUCGAUACUUGCGUCAACGAACGACACCUCAUGUGAGAAAUUCUGAAUUCGAAUCUCUUUUACGGAGCGAAAAAAUGUCCCUAGGAUGUACAGCUUCUGUGGAGGAGAUCCAGUCUUGGUGGGAAGUCCCCGCCAUAGCGCACUUCUGCUCGCUCUUCAGGACGGCGUUCAACUUACCAGACUUUGAAAUUGAGGAGCUGGAAGAAGCGCUGCUGAAACAGGACAGGGACUUCCUCUCCGAGCUCGUCUGCUGUCUCCUGCAGGGAUGUUACCAGCGGAACGACAUUACGCCUCAGGCUUUCCGUAGGUACCUGGAGGACAUCAUCAGCUACCGCUGGGAGCUGGAGGAGGGUAAACCAAACCCUCUGAAGGAGAGCUCUUUUGAGGAGCUCCCAGUCCGCACACAGGCGGAGAUCCUGCACAGGCUGUGUGACUACCGCUUAGAUGCUGCUGACGUCUUUGACCUGCUUAAGGGGCUGGAGGCAGACAGCUUGCGUGUCGAGCCUCUUGGUCAGGAUGGACACGGUGCCCUUUACUGGUACUUCUACGGCACUCGCCUGUAUAAAGAGGAGCCUAUCAAGAACAAGUCCCCUGAGCUUGGUGAAAUCUCUGAAAUAAGAGCACCUGAGAAAAAAAGGAGGGGAAGACCCCCGAAAAAGAAGCAUGAAGAUUCAUCACCAGUUGAGAUUGAAUCUAUGCAAGAUGAAGAGAACAGAGAGGAGGAGCCGCAGCUGAGUAAAGAGCGCAAGCGUGGAACCUGGUCUCUGGUGUGUGAAAAUGAGGAGCAGUGGACCAGGCUGGCUGAGAGCAUUAAGGACAAAACCUCACCUCAGGACCGGCACCUGUUUCGCAUCAUUACCCAGAACUUCCUGCCUGAGAUCAGCAGCAUGAUCGAGCACAAGGAGAAAGAGCAGUUGCAGAAACUGUUGAAUCCUCCUGUCCGAAACUCUUUGAGGCUUUUUGACAAGCACGUCGUAAACAAGGAGGAGGCUGUCUCUGAGGUGGAUCUGAAACAGAGAGAGGAGGACUUGGAAAGGCAGGUUUUACUUGCCGAGCAGCGGCGAGAAGAAGAACGACUCCUCCAAGAGGAGCGAGUGAGGGAGGAACUGGAGCGGGCAAAAGCAGCUGAAGAACGAUCUCGGAGAAGAAAGCAGCGUGAGGAGAGGGCGUGGCUGCUGUCUCAGGGGAAGGACUUGCCGGUUGAGCUGCUCCACCUGGAACCCCACUCGCCUGUCCGCCGCACUCGCCGCACCAAUGAGCUCUACGAUAUCGAUGAUGACUAUGCUGCUCUCUACAAAGUGCUGGAGGCUCUCAAGGCUCACAAAGACGCUUGGCCCUUCAUGGAGCCUGUGGAUGAAUCCUAUGCCCCUAACUAUCAUGAGAUUAUUCAGACUCCAAUGGAUCUUUCGACCAUUGAGAGAAAGCUAAACGAAGGGGAGUAUGUUGCCAAGGAUGAGUUCAUAAGCGAUGUGAAGCUCAUGUUUGAGAACUGCCUGGAGUACAACGGCGAGGAGAGCGAGUACACGAUAAUGGCAGAGUCCCUGGAGCGCUGUUUCAGCAGGGCUCUGCUGAAACACUUCCCCUCUGAGGACGGAGACACCGACGAGGAGUUCCACUUGAGCAAGGAGGACCGCGAUCGCGAGCGCAAGGACAAGAAGAAGAGUAAGAGCAGUCGGCACUCGGGGCCCGAGAGCCUGAUCCGGGCUACGGAACAAGUGCAGAAACGCAAAGCAUCCAGCGGUGGUAAAGGAGGCAACCAGCCCCAGGAGAAUGGCUCCAAAUAUGCUUCUGGACCACUUGGUUUCCAGUUCAGCAACGGGCAGCUACAUCCUCACAACAUGAACACAGGACAACCUCGCUCUGGGAAUGAUCCACAGCACGGCAUGUAUCAUCCUUCACAACAGCUUCAGCGUCACCCAGGUCCCUUGGGACCAGGAAUGUAUGGCCAAGGUAUGAUGAUGGACACCCGAUAUCCAUACCCAGGACAGAGACCUCUCAUGGCUAGGGGUCCAGGAGAGCAUGGCCCCCAACACAUACCUCGUUACUCUAUGCAGGGUCCACCUACCAACGGUCCACACUUUGGUCCGAGAUACCCAAUGGGGCCUGAUUCUCGUCACAUUCAGCCUCAACACCAACAGCAUUCCUACACUGGCCCCACUCAUGGCCCCUCACUUGGCCCAAGACCCGUUGCCCUUCAGUCUGGAGGACUGUGUACCACUCCAUCUGAGGGCGACAUGUACCGACCUCACCAUCACCCCAAUGGGCAACCAAUGCACCCUAUGGGAAAUGGCUACCCUAGACCCCUGCACAACUCCUUCGUUCCUUAUGGUUCUUGGCCAGGCUCGAACCAGCAGCAGUCUAGACGACCAAUGAUGCAGGAGCAGGCUAUGGGUGGUCAGCACCCAUACGGUCAUGGCAUGAUGCGUCCCCCACACAGUGCUGGAUAUCCCCCUUCUAAUGGCCAGUACAGGAUGUCAGCAGUUAACUCCCAGGGACCCAUAGCCCACAGACCUCCCUUGGCCCCUCAAGAGCCCAGGCCACAUGUGGGAUCAAUGAUGGACAGCCCGGAGAUGAUUGCCCUGCAGCAGCUGUCAGCAUCGUCCGCUCGUCUCGGCGUCGGAGGUUACCAGCCGCCUCCAGUGAGGAAUGCUAAUACCAUAGCAGCUCCUGAAAGCCAGAACUCCGUGUCUGUGGGAGAUGGUCAGGGUGCUGAUAGAGUCUCCAUAGGUAUAGCUGUAGAACUGGCAAAUAAACAACAGCGUGAGGAGUCCAAUUGCUCACCUCAUCCUGGUCCGGCUAACGUUCCUGAACAGCCCAGUGGUACACAGCAGAGCCCUGCCACAGUGUGGGGUGGCUCACCACAGAAAACAUCAGCAGAGCUUGCACCAACCUUACUAUCCACACCAAAAAAAGACAGACCGCAGCUGCAAGGAGAGAGCACUGGCGAAGGCAGUCCACCCAUGCCCCAAAACAGUCCUGUCUCUCAGAAGGAACCCCAGCCUGAAACCCAGUCACAGAAAUGUCAGGAUUCCUCUACACAUCCUUCUAAUAAUGAUCCUGUGAAGAUCACUCAGAAAACCUCAGAUCUGUCUGAACAAAUGUCUUCCACUAUUCCUCCAGAGUGCUUCCAAAAUGGCCCACAGGAUAUUCCCAAACGAAUGUUGCAGAGUCCUCCUCAGCAGGUUCUUCCAGGUUUAUCUCCUCAGUACCCUAACAGCAGGCCAAUACACAUGUCUUCCAAUGCUCCUCACCAGCAGAUGCCCCAGAACGGAUCGGUCCGAGGUCAACAGCCUGGGGCUGUUCAUGGAAUGCCGCAGUCUGUUCCUCAGGGGUUACAACCUGGUGCUCAACACCCUGCCACUUUUACCUCACUGCCCCCCAGCCACCCUGUUUCCCAACCACUUGCUCAGCCCUCCCCGGCUGAACGUGGUGACCAGAGACCUAGUGAGCCUACCCGGGAACCUGAUGGAAGCUCUGGUGGUCCCAAUCCUGAUAUGAAGAAUGCCCCUGCCAAUGCCAACGGGCACUACAAACAGCAGCCAUUUAGCCCAGAGUCACAAACCCAUUUAAACAGGCCAGAACAGGCACCACCACACAGUCAGGCACCACCAAAUCACCCACAUGGUCCAGAGAGCAACACUAUGGCUCAGUAUGGCAUGGCCAAUCCACAUUACAGCAAAUACAUCGGCAGACCAGUGACGACCCCAUCUGGUCGUCUGCCUUACCCAAGCCAAGCACCACAGUCUCAGUCUAUGAGCCCUCAUCACAAUCCUCCCCAUUACUCUCCAUAUCAGCAAGGUGCAGUGUAUCAGUACCACAUGGGUCCACAGCAUCCUCAGGCUCAUCCCAGCAUGCACGCUUCAUACCAGCAGCAACAGCAGUACUAUCCCCAGCAGAACAGCAGGCCUGGUUUCCCAGCAAGAGAAUGGCCUAGACCUCAGUACCAGCCUCAUCCCCCCAUGAUGCCCAACGCUUACCUAUCUCCUGCAGGUGCUGGCAUCAGUGGUCGGCAGAAGGAAAAAACCAUGUCUCCUCUGGGUUCAGAUAGUUCUGGUGGGAAUGUUAUGUCUCCGAAUCUUCUUCCUGAUGGAUCCCAGGGUAGCUUCAGUGAGAAUCGGGAGGGUGCCACCCCGGCAAAACGGGCACGGACUGAGGACAGCUCGGAUCUGCCUGAAAGCCCGAAAGAGAUACUGGAUCUAGACAGCCACAACGCUGCAGCCCACCGCCGAACCUCUGCUCAGCCUCAACACAACUACCCCUACGAUCCACGGACCAUGCAUCCCAGCAUGCAGCAUGGUGGUGCUCCCUCACCUCACGGUAUGCCAGGGGGACCGUACUCCAGGUCUCAGCACCCAAGUGGACAUUUCGGCCCUCACAAUCCUCACCCGCACUUGAUGGAAGCGCUGCAGCGGCCCCAGCACCUUCCCUACACCCCGGGACAGACUAUGUACAGGCACCCACAUGCUGCAGGUCACUUUCAAGGCAUGAUGUUGCCUCAGAGAAGCAUGGUACCUGAACACUUAUUUCAUCCACGGCAACACCUGAUGAGUGCAGCAGCUCCCAGUGGUCCUAGCAGUAAGCAGGGAGUGUGAAAGGUGAAGGACAAAUCAAACAGGGAAGGCUGAGCAGGGACCUGCACCAUUUCCUCAACUGAAAAAUCAGUUUUCCGAUGCUGGCCUACAGAUGUGUUUGCGAAAAGAUGCGCACUGUUUUUUGCCUCGUAUUUGUGCCGUGGAAUAUACACGCUCCCUAGGUUUGAGAGCUUCUGCACUUUGGAGGCGAGUACUGACCCUCUGACCCUGGUGGGAAAUACAGCCUCACAGGAUCCUCUGCAUGCACAACUAAAAAUAAAGACAUCAGGGGGGUUGUGGAUGAACUGUGUUCCUUUCCUAAAUUAAACUCAGGUGUUGAAAAGAAGGUAACCAUGGACACACUGGAAAUUGUUGCCUUUUGCAUCGUCCUUGAAUGAAUGUCGUGUAUGUAUAUGUACAUAUGUACACUAGUAUAGACUACAGGAAGAUGAGUGGAUCAGCUGACUGUUGUGCUCUGCACUUUUCACUCAUUCAGACUUUUCACUUAGUCCUGCAAUGUUACCUGGCAUUCACACUAGCAAGCCACAAAGAAACAGGCGAUCAUUCAUUCAUUCAUUCAUUUAUUCAUUUAAUUUGUACGUGCGCUACUAUUUUAGCGAUGGAGGCGACCGUGAAAACAAAAUAAAUCGUAAAACGACAAAUCAAAACGAUUCAGCCCAAACGAUUUCUCGGACCGCGACGUUUCUUCCACGCUUGAGACUUUUAGUUCUUACAUGCAGUUUGUUUGACGCACAAAAAUGAAAGAAAAACCUAUAGCCGUGAUUUCAUCGUAUCCUAUCACGGAUGAUAUUUUGUAAAUGUGUGUAAAGACAUUACGAAGGAAAAUAAAUCUCAGAAGGAUGUAGCAGAGCUCGUCGGUUCCCCUCGUGAGUAUACGUAGUACAGUACAGUUAGUGAAGCUCGUACGAACCUGAGCACCUAACAUGUAAUUCAAACUUUAAACUCAUUUUGCUAGACAGUUCACACCCACAAACGACAACAGUAUCCACACCCACAGGAGAGAAACUUCAAACGGCGUGUGAACGGAGGGUUACGCAUCCUCUUACGCUGCCCUGCCUCGUAGAAUGUGUUUGGACUCGGGGUGCUCCACCGCUCCUCUUUUAUGCACUAGAGAUAGUCUUUAUUACUGGAAUUAGUGGCCUUGGACUUAGACGUGUGCUACUGCGUGUAUAUAACGCAACUCAGUGAGAUAUUCCCGCGCGUGCUAGUUUAUAUAUUCACACAGUGAACACUUCUUCUCUCACUUCUUCUCUUUUCUUCAUGUAUAUAUCAUUCUGAGUUCUCGCCGAUUCUGAUUUCGAGCUGCUCGUGUUGGAAAGAGCAUCGACCUUUACAACCGGGAAAGUAGUUCAUGCGAGACAAUUCUUAGUUCGUUCGAAUCUGAAAAUGUUUUUAAUAUUUCGGUGCUUCCUCUUUCACGCUGUUCGUCCUCAGGGUGUCGUGCUUUUAAUACGGGUAUAAGCGAAUGACUCUUUCAAAGGGGAAGUGACAAACUGGGACUACGACUGGAGCUGUGAUGAUUACUCGACCUCAGUUGAUGUGGAGUCGACAGUGAUUUUUUAAUUUUAUUUUUUUAAAAACAUGAUUUAUAUGAUCUUGACUUUAUUAAAUGUAUUUUCUUUUGCAGCUUUUUGUGUGGGUAAGAAACAAAAAGAACCUGAAAGCUGUGGUGAUUUGUUUUUAUGAAUUUAUUUUUUAUUAUUUCCAGAGCAGAUUGGAAGGAUAAGUUGGCAUUUUUUUUGCCAAGAUUUUUUGCUAGAUUUUAUGGAUUCCAUUUGUGUAUGACAAUGACCUGUGUGCAUGUGUAUAUGUAUGUGUUAAUUACUCAGUCCCACUUUUGAUUAAUUUAGCUGUAGCAUUUAAAAUUGACGACCAGAUCUUUGCCGAUAUCCACAUAUCUAUCUACCUCAUGAAGCUGGAGUCUGGCGAGCCACACACACACACACACACACAAUGUUUCUCAUGAUUGCAUUGUCAACACUGUGCGUGCACACACACACACACACACACACUAUUUCUCACUCUUCCAUUUAUACACUGAAAUAUCUUCCGAAUGAUAAACCUGUGACUAAAUCAGCCUUAACUUUUUUUUUUAACCAGACAAAAUCUAACUGCAUCAGGAGACCACACCAAGUUGUAACAUUAUUUUGAGUCUUUCCGCAGCAAAUCUUGGUACAGUUUAAAAAAAAAAAAAAAAAGAGUAAACAAGUCGUUUCUUGUUACAUAUCGAUCGCUGCAAGAGUUUAGUCAUCACAGAACUUCACAGGAAAAAAAAAAGUAUGACCGAUUUGAGUCCUACAAAAGGCUUAUAUUAGCUAAAACCAGCUGUAAAGGUGUUUAUGAUCAGCUGCACACUUUAGAGCCCUUUUGGCAUGAAGUGUCUGCCAGCUAUCUUUCAUUCCUAAAUAUUGUCAGUAGGCACAUGUGAAUAAAAAAAAUAGGAGCAGAAGAACUCACUAGCUACAGGCUGACCUAAAGUCGACCUUGCUUUUUAUUAAAAAAUAAAAUAGAUAGAAUAUAUUUUAGCAGUAGAUGACGUGCUCUGCGACGUCUGUUCUCUGAUAGUAGGACAAGAUCGUUUUUAUGGACUACGAGGAUGUGAAUUAUUUUUCUCUGUACAGAUUUUUUUUUUUUUACUUGCGAGUUAGAGACUGCUCCACAUCUACUGAUUCCUCAGCAUCUCUGCUGUUUGUAUUUCUGUCUACAAUAGUGAAAUGACUAGAUUUGGUUAAAUAUAAAUCGUAUUUAUUUGCUCUUUUACAUUUUGUACAUUUGUUUUGGACUUGGUUUUAUAAAAUGUCGUCUUUUUUUACCCCCCUUUGGCUGUUUUAUUUUUUAAACAUUUGUCAAUACCUCAGUAGCACAACGACAUCAGAACGAUUUUUCUUUGUUUUUAUUUUGACGUGAAGUUUACAGGUUCUUAUUUUUGGAAAUGGACCGAAGUGUUUUCUAUACUCCUGUACAUUUCUUAGAAUAAAAUAAUAAUAAUUAAAAAAAAA
This is a messenger RNA of Ictalurus furcatus (blue catfish), 8451 nucleotides long. RefSeq names its product chromatin remodeling regulator CECR2. NCBI's taxonomy places the organism in Eukaryota, Metazoa, Chordata, Actinopteri, Siluriformes, Ictaluridae. Gene Ontology annotation, biological process: chromatin remodeling. Gene Ontology annotation, molecular function: protein binding. The record is from RefSeq and is a predicted model, not a curated record. The transcript has 19 exons. Bases 935 to 5452 code for a protein of 1505 amino acids. Gene Ontology annotation, cellular component: CERF complex.